AUGGCGCUCUGGAAGGCGACAAAAAGCAAGAUUGGUCACUGGUCACGGGUCGGCGGCUCUGAAUCGGAGAAAGAAUCCUUCUGGAAUGACUUGGAAGACAUGCUCCGCUACAUUCCGAACACCGAGAGCAUCGUGAUAGGUGGAGAUUUGAACGGCCAUGUUGGUGAGGAGUCACGUGAAUAUGGACGUGUACAUGGCGGCUACGGCUAUGAUCGUGAGAAUGCAGAGGGAGAUUCAAUACUCAGCACUUGCUUAUUAUCAGACCUUGCCAUUGUUAACACUUUCUUCCAAAAGAAACCCGAGCACCUCAUCACCUAUAAAAGUGGGCCGCACUCCACCCAGAUUGACUACUUGCUCAUAAGAAGAAGCCAAAUUGGUAUAGUGACCAACUGCAAAGUAAUUCCUGGGUAA
This is a messenger RNA of Nymphalis io (European peacock), 411 nucleotides long. RefSeq lists its product as uncharacterized. Lineage: Eukaryota; Metazoa; Arthropoda; Insecta; Lepidoptera; Nymphalidae. The record is from RefSeq and is a predicted model, not a curated record. Bases 1 to 411 code for a protein of 136 amino acids. Gene Ontology annotation, biological process: chromatin remodeling. Gene Ontology annotation, cellular component: nucleus. The transcript is spliced from 2 exons.